CAAAUCGUCCAAAAAGUGACGAUGUAUAUUGGUCUAAAAUAGGUAUGACUUCAAGUGAAGAUGAUGCAUAUAUACCAGGGUUAUCUGCUCCUGGUAAUAAAAGACCAGGUCGUGUUAAAGGGAGGAAACCAAAAGAGGUUCACGCCAAGGUGCCAAUUGAACAGCCUGUAAUUGAGAAUAUCAGACCCGACUUCUCACACAGUGAUAUACCUCCUUCAGGUAGAGUAAAGAAGCCAUUAAAGGGGAACCUGAAGACGGGCAGCAGUUUUACGUCUCGGGAGAAAAGCAAGUUGUCAGAUGGCGAUGAUAGUGGCAUGUCAACAACAUUUGAGAGUUUUGCGGAGAAAAGUAUUCGUAGAUUACAGAAAGCUUCUUUAAAAGAUUUACGCCCUGAGGACAAACAAAGAGUGGCAAACCUUAUCAAGGAGCUGGCCAGGGUUGGUGAUGAGAAGGAACAAGUUGUUAAAGAGUUACAUGGUGAGAGAGAACAGUACGAGCGACAGUUGAUGGUCAUGGUGGAACAGCAAGAGAAAAUAUUACAGGAAAGAGAAGACAUUCAGGAAAAGUUGUUUAAUUGCCAGAAGUUGCUUACAGAGUACCAAGCUCAGUUGUUAAACAAACAGGAUAGGCUGAACUCAUCCAUCCAUGAUAUUAAAGAGGCAAUUGGCACUACAAAAUCUGAAGCUAUUCCACCUAAACCAAAAGUCACUGUUGCCUCCUCCAUACCUGUAACCACAGCAAUAGAUUCUGUACCAAUUAGUAACCCAGCAGGGGUUAUUGAAGUUUGUCCGCCCGUGUAUGACCUAUCAGAGAUGGAUGAACGCAGCUUGACUCCCGUACUCCUUAAUCGGAUCCUGUCCCCAAUUAAUAAACAGGAUUAUCCAGGAGCUGGGAGACAGUCCAGGUCUAGGGAACCAGCCAACAGACAUCUAACCAAUAGAAACAUUGUUGAUGAUCAUGUGAUCAAUCAGGAAUCAGCAGACGAAUCUGUGUCAGAUUUGUUGUUAAAUCCUAUGGAUACAGUAAAAAGACCUUACACUUCUUUGAUUGACAAAGAAAUUGCCAGAGAAAGGUCAUUAAGUCGAGGGUCAAGGGCAUCAGACUAUUCAAGGUCACGCAGUGUUUCACCUUCAGAAGGCAGACCAAAAUUUGCCUACCCUCAGAAGCUGACGGGUCCAUUGCAAGAACCUUUAGCUUCAAGCACUCAAAAAUCUAUGGAAAUCAGAGCUUUGAAUUAUGAAAAUGAUAGUAUAAGGUCAAGGUCAUCAUUGAAAAAUCAAGAAUUGGGGUCAAAAGGUCAUCAGUAUUCAAAAGGAGGUUACAUUAGGGAUCAAUCACCAGCAAGUUCGGACAGUGCUAAAAAUAGAGUUGUAUUCAAUGGGAAGGAUGAAUAUGAUGAUGAUGCCGAAAAACAUUCGCCAAACAUUAAAUCACCCACUAAAGCAUUCAGUGACCCGGAAUAUGGUAAAUAUUACAAAAAGUUAUCGCCUGGUGGAAGGAAACGCGAACUGUUAAAGCAGCGUCAGGCUCUGUUAGACGAGCAAGAGAGAUUGAGAUUGGUGCUGGAAAAACAGGAACUUCAGUUACAAACAAGAAAAUACGAGUACGAUAAACGGAAAGAGCUCCAAGAGCAGAGGAUGAAAUUCUAUAAAGAAGGUGGAAAAUUUCCUGCGUUGAAACUAGAAUUCGAUAACGGAAGUGAAAGAGGAGGAAAUAUUGAUGAUGUGGAUGAUGAUGAUGACAGCGUCGUAGGAAAGGCAUCAGGGAAAGCGCUGGUCAGGAGGGAUCAGGCAUCAGAAGUAGAGAUGUACAGUCCAAGGAAUGAAAUUAAUAUAGUUAUUAGAAGGACAAGAAGCAUCAUGUCAAAGUCAGGUUGUCAUGAUGAUGAAGUUCAGGUCAAGAGUAGGGUAUCAAUGGGAACGUCUCCCAUAGCAACACCUCCACGUAGCAACAAGGUGAACACAGCAACGUCACCAUCAAGAUCAGUAGACACUGCAGAUUCAGACGUCCCUCGACUGGUUGACGUGGCUACCAGUAUAUCAUACAGGACUCCGUUAAAAGAUGCCAGUAAUCAUUUACAAGGUAAUCUACCACUAGGAUGUAAUCGGCAGCGGUCAAGUCCUUCAGGUAAACAAUGGAGGGAAAUGGAGCCUGAGGUCAAUGUAAGAAAACCUGGGGAGAAGACGUUGAAUGUACUGGAGAUUGUCAACUCUAUGGACGAGGAACCACCUUUAACCUCUAGCUAUGACGACCUUGAGAACAGACCAAAUAAACUCUUUACACCCAAUAAAUACAUCACUCAUGGCAAAGGAGCCCAGUCUAGUCCGUACAGACAGUACACCAGUCCAGCUCAAAGAAAAAAUCAAGCCAAUACUAGAACCAGUCAAGUUCAGCAGAAAACCAGUCUUGGAAACAAGCUUCUGAGUGAAGAGGAGGAAUCGUUAGAGGAGAGCAAAAUUCUUGAAGACAUUUUCUUUCUAUGAUUCUGUUACUAUAAAUAGUCAUUACUUACUGUGAUAUUAAUCUUUUUCUCAUCUGAAAUAGCCUGUAUUAUUACCGGAUACCUUAUAUAAAUGUGAUUUGGUGUUUUUUACUGUUUUCUGAAAUUCCUAAAAUUUCCACUUUCGCAAACUGUUGAUCGGUCAAUUGUUUCAACUGUUUCCUUAAUGUGCAUUGUCGUCAUAGAGGAUUCCUCCUUGGAGCAUAAUAAACCAGACAUGACAUUACAUAGUUAAAGGAUUAUUAAAAUUCGGAAAGUUUAAUUAUUAACAUAUUUGAAAAUCUAUUUUCUUGUUUCUUUUUUCUUUGCAAGUACUGUUAAAACAGUAAUUUAUUAGGUAAUACAACAGCUAUUUCAUAUGUGAUUUGGGAACAGUCUACCAGUUAUCCCUAUGUGUCGAGGAAAGUGUUUUGAACUGUUGCCCUUGGUCUACGGCAUUCGGCAACAGUUCAAAACACUAUCCCCUCCACCUCAGGCCAACAGUUUAACUGUUCCCAAAUCACAUAUGAAAUAACUGUAUAUUGUUUUGUAAUGCACUUGUUCAGCUUUGAAUAUGUUGAGGGUUGACUGCAAAACUGCAGUAACUUGUAUGAAAUAAGGAAGGACUGACAACAGCUUUGCGGUCGACCCUGUGUAUAUCAACAGGAACUUGGCCAAGGUGGGAUUUUCUCAUGUAAUUCUUGGGGGUACAGUCAAACUUUUAAAGUGACAUUAUGCUUAUACUUUCAUUGUCAAGUUGAGCUGAGAACAGACUAUAUAUUUAAAAAAAUAUGGAUUUACUGUUAUAACAGUGAUUGUCCAACAGUUGAUAUUGAAGAAUGUAUUGGAUAAAUAAUAUGAAAGUAGAUCAAGCCUAUGAUCUAGGAAGUCUGUUUAAAAAAAAAUGUUCAUUUAUACCCUUGGAUGGUAGUGCAUGUACAUAUAUUGCCACUUACUUUAAGGUUAUAGCUUCACUGUGCUCUACCAUUCACAAUAGAGUAAUCAAAUACAUUGUAUUUGUUAUCAAUAAUUUUCUAACUUGUUGGUGGAAAAGGUUGUUUGUACCCUAGAAGUAGAUGGGGGGAAAAACCCACAUUUGCCGAGUUACGGGGUAUCUUUAUUAGGAGCUGUUGUUAAUCACAAGGCAGCCAGCAAUAAAAUCUUGUCAUCACAGAUAUUCUGCCAGGUUUAGCUUCGUGGUUUAGUCAGCCUUAAUGCAGCUAGCAU
This is a messenger RNA of Ruditapes philippinarum (Manila clam), 3706 nucleotides long. RefSeq names its product protein hinderin-like. The record is from RefSeq and is a predicted model, not a curated record. NCBI's taxonomy places the organism in Eukaryota, Metazoa, Mollusca, Bivalvia, Venerida, Veneridae. The transcript is spliced from 14 exons. The coding region runs from base 45 to 2483 and encodes 812 amino acids.